AUGGAAUUAAUUGAGGCUUUUGUAGUUAAAGACAUUUCUUCAAUUCCUAACAUUCAUGUUGAAUCGGUUAAGCAUGAUUAUGAGCAUUUAAAGCAUGUAUGGUUGUCAGACUAUUGCAGGAAACAAGAUAGGUUGGAAAUUGAUUGUCUCAUCGGCUCAGAUUGGAUUUGGUCUUUCCAAGAGGGUAGAACAAUACGAGGGGGGCAACAAGAACCAGUAGCUGUAGAGACUAGUCUUGGAUGGGUGCUAUCUAGACCUCUCAAAGGUAAGAAACUUGAUCAUAUUUACUCUUCAGAUUGCCAGGUUAAUUUUUGCAUUGAUGAAACUUCUAAAUUUUCCAGUGUAGGGAACUUAGACCUUGAUUAUAAGCUUAAUAGAUUAUGGGAUCUUGAUAGUAUAGGCAUUAGAGAGGCCAAUAAGGUACAUGAAGGUGUUCUCGAUAAUAUUAAGUUUACAGGUCAUAGAUACUCAGUUGGUCUUCCAUGGAAGCUUGGUCAUAAGCCUUUACCAACCAAUUACAAUAUCAGUAUGCUAAGAAUGAAGAGCCAGGUUAGGAAGUUAAGGCAAACCCCAAUAAUUCUCAAGAAGUAUGAUGAAAUAAUUUCCCAGCAAGUAGAGGAGGGCAUAAUAGAACAAGUAGCAGAACUUGAACCUGAGGGGAAAGUGCAUUAUCUCCCACAUAGAGCUGUGAUAAGGGAAAAUGCUGAAACAACCAAAGUGCGGAUAGUAUAUGAUGCUUCUUGUAAGGAUAGGAAGUUGGGAGUAUCCCUCAAUGAUUGUUUGCAAGUUGGCCCAUCACUUACCCCAAUGUUCCUUGAUGUCCUUCUCAGAUUCAGAAUUAAUCCUGUUGCUCUUGUAGGGGACAUAGAAAAGGCAUUUCUCAAUAUAGAGAUACAUAAGGAAGAUAGAGAUUGUCUUAGAUUUUUGUGGUAUAAGGACAUAAAUGAUGCUGAUUCAGAAGUUAUAGUAUAUAGAUUUAAUCGAGUUGUUUUUGGAUGUAAUUCUUCUCCAUUUUUGCUUAAUUGUGUACUUAGGAAUCAUAUAGAGAAGUAUAAGGAAGAAGAUCCGGAGUUUGUUAGCAAGUUGAUAGGAGGUUUCUUUGUUGAUGAUUUAGUGACUGGGUGUGAGGAUAGUUCUGAGGCAGUAGAUCUCUAUAGGAAGGCCAAGAGUAGAAUGAAAGAUGGAGGAUUUACAUUAAGAAAGUGGAAGACUAACAGUAGUGAGGUAGCUAAGAAAAUAGCAGAUACAGAAGGCAAUGAAAUGCAAGUAAAGGAUGUCAGUGUAUCAUCAGAAGAGUCUUAUGCUAAGGAAACACUAGGGUUAGAUACUUUAGAAGGAAAAACAAAAGUUUUAGGUAUCAGUUGGGAAAUAGAGAAGGACAGACUAGACCUUGAUCUCUAUAAGGUAGGCAAGGAAGCAGACGAUAGUGUUUGUGCAACUAAGAGAGGUAUUCUUAGUACUUUAGCAUCACUCUAUGAUCCACUUGGGUUGAUAAGUCCAGUGGUUGUCACGGCAAAAAUUCUUUUCCAAGAGCUGUGCUUAGAAAAAUUGGGAUGGGAUGAUACUCUUCCACAAGAAAAGGUUUUGGUUUGGCAAAUAUGGCUUGAAGAUCUUAGGGAAACUAGGACAAUUUCCUUUCCUAGAUGUGUUUUAGAGGACAGGAAGGGGGAUGUUUUAAGUUAUCAGCUACAUGGGUUUGCAGAUGCCAGUCAGAAAGCCUAUUGUGCCAUGGUUUAUCUCGUUUGUGUGACUGAACAAGGGACAUAUACUAAAUUGUUAAGUGCCAAGACCAGGGUUGCGCCUUUAAAAGCAUUGUCCAUACCCCGUCUAGAAUUAAUGUCUGCUCGAGUAUUAGCCACAUUAAUGGAUACAGUUAAGAAUGCAUUAAGCCCACAGAUUCAGUUUGAUAAGGUAAAAUAUUGGUUAGACAGUAAGACAGCCCUGUUUUGGAUAUACAAUAAUGGGGAAUGGAAACAGUUUGUCCAGCACCGAGUUAACGAGAUUCUCUCAUUAACUAGCAAAGAAGAUUGGGCUCAUGUUGCUGGCACAGACAACCCUGCAGAUUUGGGUUCCCGGGGAGUCUCCGCUACGCUCCUUAAGAAUUCCAGAUUAUGGUUGGAGGGCCCCACUUGGCUUUGUGAGGAUGAAAGUAAGUGGCCUAAGUUUUCACCAUCAGUAGACUCUGCGGAUAUUGAAGUAGAAAGAAGGAAGAAUGCUACAUCAUUGUUUACAACUAACACAGAUAGAGUUGGAGUGGGUAGUAUAGUAGAUGUAGAACGACAUGGAACUCUUGGUAAACUUUUAAGAGUGACCGCAUAUGUGUUGAGGUUUAUAAAUAACUUAAGGGGAAGGAGUAUGAAUAAAGUCCUAAACAUUGGAAAUUUGAGUACAGAGGAGAUAGAAGCUGCAGAGCAUGUAUGGAUUAAGGAUGUGCAGAAGGCAUUGAGAAAUAGGCAAGAUUUUCAAGCAUUGUCAGUGCAACUUGGCAUAGUUGAUCAAUCUGGUGUUUUAGUAUGCAAAGGUCGGUUAGAAAAUGCAGAUUUAGAUAUAGGUAAUUUUGUUCUAGAAGAGGGACACCGAGACUCAUAA
Messenger RNA from Rhopilema esculentum, 2589 nucleotides. The record is from RefSeq and is a predicted model, not a curated record. NCBI's taxonomy places the organism in Eukaryota, Metazoa, Cnidaria, Scyphozoa, Rhizostomeae, Rhizostomatidae.